GCACUGCCCACCGCCGGCGCCCCCUCCACCGGCCGGCCCGCGGCGGCUGAGGUGCAGGGCAUUACUCUUCCAUGGAAAGUGUUAGGCUGCUGCCUACAGACUAAGACCGGAUGAUGCCGUGAAUGAGGCACUUCCUUCAGCUUCCUUACAGCUGGUGACUUACACUGCUCAGGCAGGGAAAAUGCCAGUCUGUACCCAAGCGUGGAUGCUUCACUGCCAAGAUAAAAUGAGGACAGUGGCUGGCCAUGGCAAUACUUGAUUUUAGAGAAGAAAGAAAGGCGCCGCAUGAUUUGUGCGCAGCAUUCUCCGAGCACUAACCUCCCCUCACAUAGCUGCUGUUACAUUGCAUUCUUGUUGAUUUGAGGAACGUCUGCAAACAACUUUUCUCUGUUGGUCUGUGCAGUCAUGGUACGACACUGACAGAACAUCAUGCAUGCUAAUCUAAAUGCUUAUUAAGCCUCCUAGCAAGUGAUUUUUCAACUAGAGUACUUGUAUACAAUUCAGGAGAUGAAAAAUACAACUUUGUUAUGCUAUCCUUUUAAGGCUGUGCAAUGGCAAAACAAUUUGUCAUUCCAGUUCUGGCUAGGAAGAAGAGUAGACUGGAGCUGAAGCAUGCUGACCUUCAAGACUUCUGCGAGACCUUCACGUUUCUGCAGUUCACUAUCUUGACUGAAAAAACUACUGCUAAAACUCAUUGCUGGUGUGUUUAAAAGCUGAGAACAGCAAAGGCCUGUAGCCAGGCAUUCAUAUCAGCCCAGACCAGUAUUUUCUGCAAAUUACACCUUUCUUCUCUCCUUGUCCCGACAGAUUGUAUCACACACUUCCCAUACGUGUUCUUAAUAUUGCGUGUUACCUCUUCUAAUAUUACUCCUGUGUGUAACUCUGCAAGCAUGCCGGGUGAACGCGUCCGCCUGUUUACAGGAAGUAAGGAAAGGUACCUUGCUUGCAGCAGCAAUAGAGAAUAUUCUAAGCACACCGCACUGUAAUCUGCCUGGCCUAUUGCUGCCACCCGAGUUGUAACUGCAUGGAACACGGAGCUGUCAGCCAUGCUGAGACCUAGAGCAGAAAUGUGUAUGAUCGCCUCAAGUCACUUCCUGUUCUUUCUGAUGCUUGAGGAGUUGCACGUUUACUAAGGGGCACGGGUACCUUAAAAAUAUUCCAGACGAACAGAAGUCCUGCGCCCAAACGUGACUUAGGUUUUUAUUUUAAAAGUUUCUUACUUGAGUCAGUCGGCUUCCUCCAACACCAGUGCCUAGGAGCAGAAAUCGCGGGGAAGAUGAAAAGGACUUAGCUGCAUUUUAGGACUGACCCUGAUGGCCUGGAUUUUGUCUUGGCAGGAGCAUUUGAAGAUUCACGCUGAGAAAGACAAAACAGCCAAUGGCUUCAGAAUCCUUGGUCUCCGAGCAGGGAAAGCAACAUCUGAUGAAGGGAAGAAGGCGGCCACAGCAGCAGCAAACGAGAUCUUCCAACGGUGACGGUGAAGAUGACAUCUUCAUCUUUGAGGCGAAUGAGGCUUGGAAGGAUUUUCACAGCUCUCUUCUUCACUUCUUUGAAGCUGGAGAGCUCUGCGACGUGACGCUGAAGGUUGGUACAAAGCUCAUCUCCUGCCACAAACUGGUGCUAGCGUGCGUUAUACCUUACUUCAGAGCCAUGUUUCUUUCAGAGAUGGCUGAAGCCAAGCAGACUUUGAUUGAAAUCAGGGACUUUGAUGGUGACGCAGUAGAAGACCUCGUGAAGUUUGUGUACUCCUCCCGGCUUACGCUGACUGUAGACAAUGUCCAGCCGCUCCUGUAUGCUGCCUGCAUUCUUCAGGUGGAACUGGUGGCAAAGGCUUGCUGCGAGUACAUGAAGCUGCACUUUCAUCCCUCCAACUGCCUGGCAGUCAGGGCGUUCGCAGAGAGUCACAACCGCAUCGACUUGAUGGACAUGGCCGAUCAGUACGCCUGCGAACACUUCACUGAGGUGGUGGAAUGUGAAGACUUUGUGAGAAUCUCACCUCAGCACCUGCAUAAACUCUUGUCCUCCAAUGAUCUGAACAUUGAAAAUGAAAAGCAAGUUUACAGUGCUGCUAUCAAGUGGCUGCUAGCCAAUCCCCAGCAUCACGCUAUGUGGCUGGAUGAAAUACUUGCACAGGUACGACUGCCUCUCUUGCCCAUUUGUUUCCUUAUGGGUGUUGUGGCAAAGGAAGAGAUUGUCAAGCAGAAUCUAAAAUGUAGGGAUUUGCUGGAUGAAGCAAGAAACUACCACCUUCACCUGAGCAGCAGGGCAGUGCCAGACUUUGAAUACUCCAUUCGCACAACACCAAGGAAGCAGACUGCUGCUCUCUGGAAACCUGUUACGUCUCCUUCAGGUGUGCUGUUCUGCGUCGGUGGUCGAGGAGGAUCAGGCGACCCAUUUCGCAGCAUUGAAUGUUACUCUAUAAAUAAGAACAACUGGUUCUUCGGCCCUGAAAUGAACAGCAGGAGAAGACACGUGGGUGUCAUCUCCGUGGGAGGUAAAGUCUAUGCAGUAGGUGGACAUGAUGGAAAUGAACACUUAGGAAGCAUGGAAGUGUUUGAUCCUCUCACAAACAAGUGGAUGAUGAAGGCAUCGAUGAACACAAAGAGGAGAGGAAUCGCUCUUGCCUCCCUUGGCGGCCCCAUUUACGCAAUAGGCGGCUUAGAUGACAACACGUGCUUCAGCGAUGUGGAAAGAUAUGACAUUGAGUCUGAUCGAUGGAGUGCGAUAGCUCCCAUGAACACUCCCAGGGGAGGAGUUGGCUCCGUAGCCCUCAUGAACCACGUUUACGCUGUGGGUGGCAACGAUGGUGUAGCAUCUCUUUCCAGUGUGGAGAAAUACGAUCCCCAUUUGGAUAAGUGGAUAGAAGUGAAAGAGAUGGGCCAGCGGAGAGCUGGCAACGGUGUCAGCGAGCUCCACGGUUGCUUGUACGUUGUUGGUGGCUUUGAUGACAACUCUCCACUGAGCUCUGUGGAACGCUUUGACCCACGCAGCAACAAGUGGGAAUAUGUCGCAGAGCUUACAACUCCAAGGGGUGGAGUCGGCAUAGCAACACUGAUGGGGAGAAUUUUUGCCGUGGGAGGUCACAACGGCAACGCAUACCUGAAUACAGUGGAAGCAUUUGAUCCCAUAGUGAACAGGUGGGAGCUCGUCGGCUCUGUGUCGCACUGCAGGGCUGGGGCAGGCGUGGCUGUGUGCUCCUGCCUCAGUAGCCAGAUCCGUGACGUGGGCCAAGGAUCCAGCAACGUUGUUGAUUGCAUGUGAGCUCUGCUGCCUCCUCCAAACUCCAGAGGAGUCAUUGUACAGAGGCACUACAGAGCUUUUAAAUUUGGUGUUUUGUGUGGUAGGUUAAGAAAUAAACACUAUACAUUUUCUCUGUGAAAAUGUUACCUUCUGUGACUUUCAGGCUUUGGGUGGCUUUCUGACAACAGCUAUACAGAAAAGCCUGUGAAAACACAGAAUAACAGUAUGACUUACAGGAGAAAACCUGCCAAGAGCUGUAAUCAUCCCGUCUGUGAGAAGCUGCAAUUUCAGUCACUGGAGGCAGCUGCUGCAGCGACUCAUUAUUGAACUGUAAACCAGGCAUGGGAGGGUGAGGAAGAGAGAGCAGCAGGCAGUGCUGCCAAGCCUUACCCGACAGCCCUGCUGCAUGUUUCUGAAGGACCAGAGUGCUGUUUAUUAAUGUAACUUAUUUUCAGGAUUCAAGUCUUAAGCAUUUCCUAAUUGUAGAAGAGCUCUGAAACACAAAGCCUUCCAAGUUUUAGAAGGUAACAACAUCCGUGUUUCUCAUGAAGCUAACUGGAGUACAGAAGUUAACUGCACACCUCCCAAGGGACUGUUGGCUGCGGUGGGAACUGCAGGUAUUCUUUCUCAGGCCCACACACUUGCUAGAAAGCUGAAAUUUAGCCUCUGCCUGAAUUGAGCCACUGUACUACUCAAAUUAUUUUAUCCUCAAUAAAAUCUGUAGUAGUGACGCCCUCCAAAAGACAAAUUUCUAUGGAGAGAUCAUUCCAAAAGUAACCAAUGUAAUUUGGCCUUCUUGAGAUGUGUGCCAGAACGUAGGCUUCAGUGGUCUCAGAAUUACCCUUUUCAGACUAAAGGGAAACAUAAUGAAGUUGCAGUGUUUGGUUAAGACCUUUAAAUGCAGCUCUAGGAAAUGACACGUCCAAUUUCAGUACCCAGUAACAACUCUGUGGCAAUAGUAGGGGUGCUGGCUCUUUUAAGAUCAUUCAGCUAGAAAGAUCUCUUCUCAAAGCAGUUUCAUGGCUUAAAGCUUAAAUAAACCAAAGAGAACCAGCAGCAAGAACAAGUGGAAAUAAGCAGUACUUACCUUAAAGACG
Molecule: messenger RNA, 4337 nt
Organism: Cygnus atratus (black swan)
Lineage: Eukaryota; Metazoa; Chordata; Aves; Anseriformes; Anatidae
Gene: KLHL8
Product: kelch like family member 8
Exons: 12
Coding region: 1378-3261 (627 amino acids)
Molecular function (GO): protein binding
Source: RefSeq, a predicted model, not a curated record